Messenger RNA from Dreissena polymorpha, 1368 nucleotides. Its product is annotated as protein mono-ADP-ribosyltransferase PARP12-like. Bases 1 to 885 code for a protein of 294 amino acids. Lineage: Eukaryota; Metazoa; Mollusca; Bivalvia; Myida; Dreissenidae. Gene Ontology annotation, molecular function: metal ion binding. The record is from RefSeq and is a predicted model, not a curated record. The transcript is spliced from 3 exons.
AUGUGUGCCAAAUUGGUACUCGGUCGACAGAGAUAUGACAGUUCAAAAGAUGCUUUGUAUAAACUUCACUGGCUUCCAAAAGGUGCUAAACAAUCGUUACCUAUAACGUUGCGUGUUAUUAUUCUUAAAUUAUACCCGCUGAAUUUCUUCGAAGGAACAAACGAAAAUCGUUUUGAAACUGCACAAUACAUAACGCAAUAUCAGUUACCAAUCUUUGAAAAUGUCAUGCCCAACGAACGCAUUCCACGCACAGAGGAACGAAGUAAAAGAAGUAAGAGUAAAUAUCAAACCUCAGCAAGAAGUUCAGCUCCUGGCAAUAACAAUAUGCCUUUGUAUAUUAUUAAUCUGAAAAUAUGUCAACUAUAUAUACAGGAUACGACGCACACACAUAAUUGCAAUGAUCUGCACAUCUGCAAAUUUUUCCUCAUUGCACUUUGUAAAUUAGAAAAAGGAUGCCCAUUUUCCCAUAACCUCCGAGAAAGGCACAAUUACAAGGUUUUAAAAAGCAAACAGAUUCAUACGCUUCCAGACAGCGAUGUUUUGAACUUAUGUCGAAACCUCUUCAACCGUAAUUGGACCACCCUUCCAAUUGUAUGCAAAUUUUAUAACAACGAAGGGAAUUGCAAAUACCGAAACUGUCAACACUUACACGUUUGCAAAUAUUAUGUCGACGGUAAAUGCAAAUUUGAUCAGAGAUGCAAACGAAACCACUCGCUUGGAAGUGACAAACAGACGAGGAAGGUUUUUGAAAAUUACGGCAUUGAUACGAUACGUAUAGCCGAAGAGAGAUUAAUGACAGCUCUGCGUGAUGCUGUGGACAAAAGACAGGUGUAUGAAGAUGAAACUGCUGGACCAAGAAGACAGAAUAGACAACAAAAACAUUAAUAAAAAGACAACCACUACCACAUUAACAACAAUUGCCGAAAUGUUUGCGGCGCCUGUGAUAUAUUUUCAACCAUCGGCACCACCAAACACCGCCACCCUUACCAUAUUUUUAGAUUUAAGUCGAUUUUAAUGAAUGGCUAAAAUAAGGAAAAUACAAUUUUGGAUAUGUUGUUCUUACUAUUAGUUGAAAUACAAAUUGUAUUUUGCUAAAUGGACCGUAACAUAAUGGGUAUCCAUUACGUUACGAACUGAAUCUUCUUGUUGUAUAUGCAACUUGCCUGUUGUUGUGUUUGGGUUUAAAUAUGUGUCGCAUGCUGUAUUUUACUUAAAUGUUGUGUAAAUAAUACCUGUUUAAAACCCAAUACUUUUCAAUGACUGUUCAAACGCGGUGACCCACAGUGAUAUUCAUUUUGAGUAUGCUUGCUGUGUAUUUGAGUGUUUUGUUUAGUGCAUUAAUUUUGUGUCUAACUGUUAGACCAUUGA